Messenger RNA from Drosophila bipectinata, 1275 nucleotides. RefSeq names its product N-terminal amidohydrolase 1 (gene Ntan1). Gene Ontology annotation, molecular function: protein-N-terminal asparagine amidohydrolase activity. Gene Ontology annotation, cellular component: nucleus. Lineage: Eukaryota; Metazoa; Arthropoda; Insecta; Diptera; Drosophilidae. Gene Ontology annotation, biological process: ubiquitin-dependent protein catabolic process. The record is from RefSeq and is a predicted model, not a curated record.
CCAGAUAAUUGAAAUUGAAUCCCGGAAUAGAAGAAGCCCCUGAAGAACCAACAGAGGCAGCCACAAUGGUGCUCGUUUUGAAUGGAGUGCUGCAGGACGACUGCCCCAUGGACACCAACAGCCUCUUCCUGCAGCAUCCCGUCUACAGAGACUACGCCCAGCAGCUGCACUCCAUCCAGGCCAAGUCGGUGGGUCCGGUGGGCCUGCUCUACCUGGGCCAGCGCGAACUGGCCGCCUCCGCCCCGCACGACAAGAACGUCAACAUUAUUGGGGCCGACGAUGCCACCACCUGUAUUAUCGUUGUCGUCCGCCACUCGGGAUCGGGCGCAGUGGCUAUGGGCCACUUUGACGGCAGCGGCGUGGACGAGGCUGUGUGCACCAUGGUGUCCCGGGUGCAGGAACUGGCCGUCGGCUAUCCAGAGGGUCGCAUCGAGUUGCAGUUGAUUGGUGGCUACCGAGAUGCCAAAGGCUAUGGCGAGGAUGUAUUCUACAGCAUAAUGCAAUCAUUCCACAAUCACCUUCUGGAGAUCGACCUGACGCAGGCUUGCGUGGGGGAACUGAACACCAUGAUGCGCGGCGAGAUCAACUGCCCCAUCAUCUAUGGCGUGGGAGUCAACAUCAAGACUGGCGAGAUCUUUCCGGCCACCUUUCCGGACAGAGGGCCGGACCGGGAGCUGCGCGAUGCACGCAUCUUCAUGGGAGCCCAGUCGGUACUGGAUGUCUACGACUCUUCGCUGGGAAUGCUGCGAAUCGGACCCUUCAACUACGAUCCGUUGCGCGGCGCCGAUCUUUGGCUCUCCCAGACAGAUGAGUUUCUGCUGCAACACCUGUCCUCCAGCCCAGACGUGGAGCCGCCACACUUUGCGCCGCAGACGCGUGCCACCAUCAAGUUUAUACAGGAGAACCAGUUCCCCGCCGUCACGGUUUUCAGGGACAAUCGGCCGCGCUACUACCGGCGGGACGAUGCCACGGGGUGCUGGGUGCCGAAGCAAGAUUGAGCUCCGACGUGCACUGGACGGAGAUGCUUGGGACGAGCCUUAGAAAUGGAUCUGAUACAAUUGUACUGCAUAUGUAUAUAGUAAAUAUAUGUAUGUAGGUAUGUAAACACCCGCAUUAGCAAACCUAAUAUUUAAAAUAGAGAUCCCUAGCAAAAUAUAUAUGCGUAAACACAUGUAAACGAAACGAAACAAUUUCGAAUACAAUCAUUUUAGCCCGUACUUGUAAACUGUAAUCAAAAAUGUAAGAAAAAUAUAGAAAUGGCAUGGCUAUACAUAA